GCCGUUUAACACGGUGGAGCGGAAGGCGUCCCACGGCGUCAUCGACUGCGAUCAGAACAGGAAGGAGGUGCUGGUGAGGACGGGGGGGAUGAACGACAAGGCGUCACGAAAGACCUACACGUUUGACAUGGUCUUUGGUCCGGCAGCGAAGCAGAUCGACGUUUACCGGAGCGUCGUUUGUCCCAUUCUGGACGAAGUCAUCAUGGGAUACAACUGCACCGUGUUUGCCUAUGGUCAGACAGGAACAGGAAAGACGUUCACCAUGGAGGGAGAGAGGAGUCCGGACGAACAGUUCACCUGGGAGGAGGAUCCUCUGGCCGGAAUCAUCCCCAGGACGCUGCACCAGAUCUUCGAGAAACUUUCUGAGAACGGCACCGAAUUCUCCGUCAAAGUCUCGCUGCUAGAGAUCUACAACGAGGAGCUGUUCGACCUGCUCAGCCCCAGCGAAGACGUCAACGAGCGACUGCAGCUGUUUGAUGACCCGCGCAACAAGCGUGGCGUGGUGGUGAAGGGCCUGGAGGACGUGACUGUCCACAACAAAGACGAAGUUUAUCAGAUCCUGGAGAGAGGAUCCGCCAAGAGGAGGACGGCCUCCACGCUGAUGAACUCUUACUCCAGUCGCUCCCACUCCGUCUUCUCCGUCACCAUCCACAUGAAGGAGAUCACUCUGGAGGGAGAGGAGCUGGUGAAGAUCGGGAAACUCAACCUGGUGGACCUCGCUGGCAGUGAGAACAUCGGACGCUCUGGUGCAGUGGACAAGCGAGCUCGCGAGGCCGGAAAUAUUAACCAGUCCCUGCUGACGUUGGGCCGAGUGAUCACGGCGCUGGUGGAGAAGAGGCCGCACGUCCCGUACAGAGAGUCGAAGCUGACCAGGAUCCUGCAGGACUCACUGGGAGGACGAACUAAAACCUCCAUCAUCGCCACCGUGUCGCCUUCAUCCAGCAACCUGGAAGAGACGCUGAGCACACUGGAGUACGCCAGCAGAGCCAAGAACAUCAUGAACAAACCUGAGGUCAACCAGAAACUCACCAAGAGGACGCUCAUCAAGGAGUACACGGAGGAGAUCGAACGUCUGAAGCGUGACCUGGCCGCCACUCGAGACAAGAACGGAGUUUACCUGUCAUCAGAAAACUUCGAGAGUAUGAGGAGUCAGAUCACCGCUCACGAGGAGCAGAUAGUAGAGUACACAGACCGGAUCGCUGUCAUGGAGGAGGAGCUGAAGAAGGUGACGGAGCUGUUCACCGACAGUAAAACCAGACUGGAGCAGUGCGCCGUGGACCUGGACGAGAAGCAGCAGAGGCUGGAGGAAACAAACCGAGACCUGCAGGAGACCAGAGAGAAGCUGAGUCAGGAGGAGUUCAUCUGCUCGGAGAUCAGCUCAGUCCAGGAAACCCUGUACGCCACCGCCGACCAGCUGCUGACGACGGUGGACGCCAGCACCAGUGACGUGUCGGGUCUCCACGACAAACUGGACAGGAAGGAAAAGGUGGAGCACCACAACAGGCAGAUCCAGCAGAGUUUCUCACAGCGUAUGGACGGAGCCUUCAGCAGCUUGCAGCGCUGUGUUCAGCAGCAUGGAGCCAAACACCACGACAUGAUGAGCAGCUACUCACAGGCCGUCGAUGGUUUACUUAUAAUGAACGAGGCGGCGCUGAAAGGAGCUCUGACCACCGUGGAGUCCUUCGUGGGCAGCGUGGGGCCGCUGGUGGCCCAGGGCGUGGCUCGCUGUCAGGAGAAAGUGCAGCAGCAGGAGGCGCUGUGUCUGCAGGACAAAGAGAAUCUGCUGCAGCUGCUGGAGGAGCAUCGACAGGACAUGGAGGAGGUGCUGGUGGUUCGGACUCUGAUGGGAUUAUCAGCCGUGAAGGAGCUCGGUGACACUCUGAGGGCGUCUGUGGAAUCACAGCGAGCUCUGGCCGACAAGGUGGAGGCCAUGAAGGAGAUGGGGGUGUUUUUCAGCGGCCUGGUUCGGGAGCUGCGGGGGCUGCGGGAGGCCGCGGUUCAGGGUUUAAGCUCUGUGCAAACAGAGCACAAGCAGCUGGAGGACGAGAUCAGACAAGCGCAAGAGAAACACCAGUUGGGUAUGAAGCAGACCAUCCAGUGCCUGCAGGACCAGCUCAACCUGCUGACCCUGGAGACCCAGAGAGACUACACUGAUCUGUGCACGUCCUCCAGAGCGCUGCUCGACCCUCUGCAGAGCCUCCAGCAGAGCAUCAGCACCGGCUGCAGCACAGUGGAGCAUCAGGCCUCCACCCAGGCGGACCUCCUCUGCUCCACCUCCUUAUCCCUCGCCUCUUCGCUGCGUCUCAGUGCAGACGAGAGCCGACAGACGCUGGAGGAGCUGACGGGCUGCUGCUCCCACCUCCACGACUCUGUGUCUGGUCUGGUGGAUCGUGACCUCCAGUGGAGCUCCGGAGCCAGGGAACAUUCGGAGACACGAGCCCAGGAACACCUCACCCUGAUGAGGCAGAGUGUCUCUGAAGCUCAGAACCUGCAUCAGAGCGUGGAGACGCUCUGCACCGAACAGCUGCACAAAGCCAAGGAGGAGCUGUUGUGUCGGCAGCAGGAGGUGAGUCGAGUUCUAGUGGCCGUGCAGGAGCAGAACUCCUCAGACAGGAUGGUUCUUGAUGAGCAGCAGGCGGAGCUACGUGACCACGUGGAGAAGAGCCAACAGCUGGUCUGUGGUUUCCUGCAGGAGGAGCUGCAGCAGGAUGUUCCCACCGGUGCCACCCCUCAGCGUCGGGAGUUUUCGUAUCCCAGGCAGCUAGUGAAGUCUCAGAGCCGCGGUGAGCUCCUGGAUAGCCUGAGGAGGCAGCAGGAGGAGCUGCUCGCCGCCAUGGAUGAGGAGGAGGAGGAGCCCGAAGAGGAGGACAAACACAGCCAGGUGGAACAUGACUCUCUGGAGGACGAGCUGAGCACUUGUAACGAAAGCUUGGCCACGGAGCCGUCCUUCGUCGACGAGAACCUCGUCUUCAACGAGAGCAAACGUCUUCCCUUCUUCAAGCAGAAGGGCGGUAAGAAGGAGACGAAGAUCCUCAGCCGACAGAAGUUGUCAGAAGCCGAAGCUGUGUUGACGCCGCAGAAAUCCAGACUGCCGCUCCGCUGCAUGAACUAAAACCGUUUUAAAUUUUAUUCUUUUAAACAAUGUUUGAACUAAACUUUCUAAUAUUAAUCUUUUGUCUUUUUAAACAUUACGACGCUGUGUCGUAGACUGUCUCUUGUUGUAGCACGGUGAUUGUCCCGACAUUUUCAAGUUGCUUGUAAAAUUAAAGAGAUUUAUACUUGU
Molecule: messenger RNA, 3283 nt
Organism: Paralichthys olivaceus (Japanese flounder)
Lineage: Eukaryota; Metazoa; Chordata; Actinopteri; Pleuronectiformes; Paralichthyidae
Source: RefSeq, a predicted model, not a curated record